CCCAACCAAGUACUCCUGUGCGCGGUACAUACUUGGACAUCACUAAUCCGCCUGAUUCCCAUUUCCCAGCUGGUGUAUCUGCCACAGCACUGCCAGAAACGCUGCCACUGACAAGCGAUGACAAGGUUUACAAUAUGAGGAGCCUGUGGUCAGAGGUAGACAUACAGAAGCAGAAGUGAAGGACCUGCCCAUCAAUGGCCAACCCCACUGCUGGGCUUGAUGUUCUGUGAUAGAGAAGUGAGUGGACCAGAAAUACUGUAGCCAAUUACCAUGGAGGACACUCAGCCCAAACCUGCUACCCCAGAGCCGCCCAGUCCAGCACCUAGUCCAGUACCCAGCCCACUGUUGGACAGUAUAGCUUUGCCUGCAGCAAACCAUGUGGAGCACCUAAAUGUGAACCAGAUUCAGGUGGUGGUACGGCGCUGCUCCAGUCCAAAUGUCACAGAGGAGACCACCUAUUUUAUUCCUCGAAACCCUGUGGUGGAUGCUGGCACCAACACAGACCCGCCAGUGGUCUGCUGCCCCUUGCUCCACAGAUUUUGCCCAUGUCCACCAAGAGGCCUUCUGGCCUCUCUCAUCACUAAAUUCCUUUUGGCGCUUGUGCUCUUUGGAGUGGUGUGGUCUAUCACAGAGGAUGAAUGUCUUCCAGGGGGCAACCUGUUUGGCAUCACGAUCCUCUUCAUCUGUGCACUCAUCGGUGGCAAAUUGGUGGCUCUCAUCCGUCUGCCCAAACUUCCACCGUUCCCACCACUCCUCGGUAUGCUGCUGAUGGGUUUCCUGCUGAGAAACAUCCCUGUUAUAACAGAUGGGGUGUACAUUGACUUCAGAUGGUCUGCAUCACUGAGGAACGUCGCUCUGGCUGUCAUUCUGGCCAGAGCGGGUCUGGGGUUGGAUCCCACGGCUCUGAGGAAACUAAAAUCUGUGUGUAUACGUGUGGCAGCUGGGCCCUGCAUCAUAGAGGCUUGCACCACGGCUCUAAUAUCUCACUUCCUCAUGGGCUUACCCUGGGUGUGGGGCUUCAUCCUUGGCUUUGUGCUGGGCGCUGUGUCUCCAGCAGUGGUGGUUCCCUCCAUGCUGCUGCUGCAGAAGGACGGUUACGGCGUGGAGCAGGGCAUCCCCACCCUGCUGAUGGCUGCAGGCAGCUUUGACGACAUCCUUGCCAUCACAGGGUUCACCACAUGCUUGGGCAUGGCCUUCGCCACAGGCUCCACUUGGUACAACCUCCUGAGGGGUGUGCUGGAAGUGGGUGGUGGGAUGGUUGCUGGGAUUCUUCUUGGCUUCAUCAUCCAGUACUUUCCUAGUGUUGACCAGAAACACAUAGUAAUGAAGCGAUCCUUCUUGGUGCUGGGUCUGUCCGUCUUUGCCGUAUUCGGCAGCGGCGUGGCUGGGUUUCCUGGCUCCGGAGGCCUCUGCACUCUGGUGUUGGCAUUCCUUGCGGGCCUCGGUUGGGGGACAGAAAAGGCACGUGUGGAAGAAGUUGUAGGAUGGGCGUGGGACGUGUUUCAGCCUCUACUAUUCGGACUAAUAGGAGCAGAGAUUCGAGUCUCUGAGCUGGAAGGACUCACAGUUGGUCUGGGUAUAGCCACUCUGCUCAUUGCCUUGCUGGUUCGAGUCCUGUUCACCUUUGUCUGUGUGUUGUGUGCGGGCUUUAACAUGAGGGAAAAAGUGUUCAUAGCCCUAGCGUGGAUGCCCAAAGCCACAGUGCAGGCAGCUAUAGGCUCCACGGCUUUAGACAUGGCCAGGACAAAGGACGACAAGCAGCUGCAGAAGUACGGCAUGGAUGUGCUGACUGUGGCUGUGCUGGCCAUCCUUCUCACUGCCCCUGUUGGAGCUCUUAUCAUAGGGCUCACUGGACCUUGCCUGCUACAAAAACCAAAG
This is a messenger RNA of Siniperca chuatsi (mandarin fish), 1878 nucleotides long. Its product is annotated as sodium/hydrogen exchanger 9B2. Gene Ontology annotation, cellular component: membrane. Gene Ontology annotation, molecular function: antiporter activity. Gene Ontology annotation, biological process: proton transmembrane transport. The record is from RefSeq and is a predicted model, not a curated record. NCBI's taxonomy places the organism in Eukaryota, Metazoa, Chordata, Actinopteri, Centrarchiformes, Sinipercidae.